Messenger RNA from Macrobrachium nipponense, 2316 nucleotides. It is a transcript of the gene Aldh, whose product is annotated as aldehyde dehydrogenase, mitochondrial-like. The record is from RefSeq and is a predicted model, not a curated record. The transcript has 10 exons. Gene Ontology annotation, molecular function: aldehyde dehydrogenase (NAD+) activity. NCBI's taxonomy places the organism in Eukaryota, Metazoa, Arthropoda, Malacostraca, Decapoda, Palaemonidae. Bases 180 to 1754 code for a protein of 524 amino acids.
AGACAAACAAACGGUACCAAAACAUCAGCAGCUUAGGUUAGGUGUCGAGAAGAAGAGUGUGUCUGGUCCAUUCCAUCAGCCGCUUGUGUCGGACCAUUUCUCUUCUUUCGUGGUAGUGACGUGUCGCCUGCCACUGUUCUUCUUAAGAAGUCCAUAGUAAAGCCUUUCGCUUCUCCGCGAUGUUUAGAACAGCUCUCGCCAAGACUUCCCUUCUGCGAAAUGCUGCUGUCAAGUCAAAUUUGCCAUCGGUAGCAGCAUAUUCAGCCCCAGCUAUCCCUCAGCCCAUAACGCAGCCAGACAUCCCAUACACUGGAAUCUUUAUCAACAAUGAAUUCCACAAGUCCGAAAGUGGAUCACAGUUUCCAACAGUCAACCCAACCACUGGAGAGGUCAUUACCUUGGUGGAAGAAGGAGAUAAGGCUGAUGUUGAGAAAGCAGUGAAGGCAGCUCGAAAGGCCUUUGCCUUAAACUCAGAAUGGAGGCAGAUGGAUGCUUAUGAUCGUGGUCAACUUCUUAACAAACUGGCCAAUCUUAUGGAGCGUGAUAAGGUCUACUUGGCAAGUUUAGAAACAUUAGAUAAUGGAAAACCUUACACAAACUCGUAUAUGGCUGAUGUAGAGUUAAGUAUCCGUAAUCUGCGUUACUUCGCUGGAUGGGCAGACAAGAUUCAUGGUAAAACCAUCCCAACUGAUGGACCUCACUUUGCUUAUACCCGUCAUGAACCGAUUGGUGUCUGUGCACAGAUUAUUCCAUGGAAUUUCCCUCUCCUUAUGCAAGCAUGGAAAUUUGGACCAGCUCUUGCCACAGGGAAUACAGUGGUGAUGAAAUUGGCUGAACAGACACCACUAACAGGAUUGUACGUUGCCAAGCUUGUAGCUGAGGCAGGAUUCCCUCCUGGAGUUGUCAAUGUUAUCCCUGGAUAUGGCCCAACUGCUGGUGCUGCCCUUGCGUCACAUAUGGAUGUAGACAAGGUUGCUUUCACAGGAUCCACACAGAUUGGUCACCUCAUCCAACAAGCUGCUGGUGCAAGUAAUCUAAAACGAGUAACUUUGGAAUUGGGCGGGAAGAGUCCAAACAUUAUUUUCAAGGAUGCAGAUCUUGAUUAUGCUGUAGAACAAGCACACUUUGGACUCUUCUUUAAUCAGGGUCAGUGUUGCUGUGCUGGUUCAAGAAUCUUUGUUGAAGACCCUAUUUAUGAUGAGUUUGUUGAGCGCAGCGUUGAACGAGCAAAGAUACGAAAAGUGGGCAAUCCAUUUGAUUUUACAACAGAACAAGGUCCUCAGGUUGAUGAAGAGCAGAUGACAAAGAUUCUGGGUUUGAUUGAUUCUGGAAAGAGCGAAGGUGCCAAAAUGUGUGUUGGCGGAGCACGUCACGGUGACAAAGGCUAUUUCAUUGAACCCACUGUCUUUGCCGAUGUUAAAGAUCAUAUGCGUAUUGCUCGAGAAGAGAUCUUUGGACCUGUGCAACAAAUUUUGAAGUUCAGUGAUGUUCAUGAAUUAAUUGAAAGGGCAAAUAAUACAGAGUAUGGCUUAGCAGCUGCUGUGUUUACCAAAGAUCUGGAUAAGGCUAACCUGUUUGCUCAAGGGCUCCGUGCUGGUACUGUUUGGAUAAACUGCUAUGAUGUCUUAAAUGCUCAGACCCCAUUUGGAGGCUACAAAAUGUCUGGACAAGGUAGAGAAAACUCUGAGUAUGCUCUUCGCAACUAUUAUGAAGUGAAAUGUGUCAUUACCAAGAUGCCAAGCAAAAAUGCAUAGGCACUUUUUUUUAUUUGGAAGCUUUCUACAGGUACUAGGUGGUAAGGGCAUGAUAAUCCACUCUUUACUGUAUUCAGUUUAUUGAAAUAUUACACUCUAAUCCUUUGAGGCUGUACAAACUUGAAAUUAUGCUUUUGAGUUUAUGUACCUAAUUACUUUUCCAUGAUAUUGUUAAGUUGUUGUGUACACCUUCCCCUUUCAAUAAAGUAUUAAUUGAUAAAUAAUGCGCUGUGAGUUGCACUGUCAGUAUUUAACUGGAUGAAAAUUAUGUACGUAGUUUGUAAAAGUACUGAUUGUGACAUUCAUUCAGAAUGUAGCUUUGAAACAUUUUUCUUUCAGAAGCAAAUCUUUCAGUCAGUCUGUUAGGAUUGUUUUUCAGUGAAUGCCAUGUUUGUUUAUAUACUGAAUGAUAUAGAGUUUUCUUCAUUCAGUAGUUUUCGUAGCAGUAUUAUGCAAGUAAAUGCAGCCAAAGUUAAAUGGGCAAGUCUCUGAAGGGUUAUGUGUGGUAUUUCAUGGCAACCAGAUAUAUUGUUAUACUAUUUUAAUAAAGAAUUUAAGUAAA